GCCACGAGCCACGUGCAGGGCGCUGCGCCGGGGGAGGCACUGGCACGUGCUGCGUGUGCCUGCCGCCCGGUUCAGCCGUGACUGUGUCCAGCAGUGCCAUACUAGUCUGGAGGGGGUUCAUGGCUGCUGCCACAGGGUCCUUGAUCUAGGAGCAGUCCCAGACCUGAUCCAAGAUGAUGCUUUGCAAACCAGGAUCCAGCUCUAACUGCCUCCCACCCCAGGGAAGUGUCCCUCCAAGUAAAGAUUGGAGGUGCAUUCACGGAGAAGAAAGCCAAAUAUUGCUACCAUUCACUCUGAGGAGAGGGGAACCAGCAGUCUCCCUGAAUAUCAACUAGGUCUUUCCCAACCACUCAUACUGUCCCUAGUCUGGGCAGGUUUGCAUCAUUAUCACCUCCCUGCCAGUGGGGUAAAAAAGGAGGGUGACAAGCAGUGGCUAACUCAGUCACACAGGAAUAGGACCCCAAGGUUUUGAUCAUAAGGUACUUUAACAUGACCAGCUUUGUACAUUUAACAUAAAAUAAUAAUUAAGGAUUCAAUAACCCAUAGUCCCCUCCUAUGUGGCAUUUUCACAUUACAUUUUUGGCACUGUACUUUGGCAGCGAUGCUUCACAAGAGCAUCUCAUUUUGCAACUCUAGCUUUCCUUUUCUUGCCACAGUGGGGUUGAGAAAUGAUUUCUAGUCCCUUAGUGAAACCCUGGGCACGAACUGCUGGCUGGGAGUAAGGGCUGUCUGUUAUGGUCUGGACCAAAGAGGAUCUUUUCCAAGAGCCAAUCGCUGCCAAGGAGGUGCGGCUUCCAUCCUUUUAGGAGCUGCGGGGAGAUUGCCGGGUGGGUGUCAGUUCUCUUCUAAGAUCACCAUGAUUUUCAUCCAGCACAUUUGGAAAAGCAUGCAACUCUUGUCUCUGAUGGCUGUAGUGUGGUGUGUCCUAACACCUCUGGCACGGGCCAGCAAGAGCUCUGAGGACAUCCGCUGCAAAUGCAUCUGCCCCCCUUACAGGAAUAUCAUUGGGCACAUUUACAACAGGAAUGUGUCACAGAAGGACUGCAACUGCCUGCAUGUGGUGGAGCCAAUGCCAGUGCCAGGCCGUGAUGUUGAAGCCUACUGCCUGCUGUGUGAGUGCAAGUAUGAGGAGCGCAGCACCACCACCAUCAAGGUUAUCAUCAUCAUCUACUUGUCAGUGGUCGGGGCACUGCUGCUCUACAUGGCCUUCCUCAUGCUGGUCGACCCGCUGAUCCGGAAGCCAGAUGCCUAUACCCAGCCCCUGCACAACGAGGAGGAGAAUGAGGAUGCACGCUCACUGGCAGCGGUACCUACUCCUUCUGGUGCCAGAGCCAACACGGUGCUGGAGAGGGUGGAAGGAGCCCAGCAGCGGUGGAAGCGGCAGGUGCAGGAGCAACGGAAGACAGUUUUCGACCGGCACAAGAUGCUGAGCUAGAGGAAGCUGAGCCCUCAGCACCAUUCGCCAGGGAUAGGUAGCUGCAGUGCAACUGGGCAGAGGCCAUAUAUCUUACCCAAUAGGAUGCCCUUGGUGUUUGGUUUGAAUUCCCCAUAUGCCCCCUCUCCAAUGUAUUGUUUCCCAUAAGCAAGCCUGAAGCCCCUUGACGUGACCCUCUCCCUUCACCCCCUCUUUACCUUCUCAGGCAAAGCUGCCUACGCUGACCACUGACCCUAGGGCUGCAUGAGAACAGUCUCAAAUCGAGUGCUGUUUAGGGACUGAACUUCUCCAAGGAAGGAAAUUCUACACUAAGACCAUAGCUCCCAGCAUGCUGUGGGAGCUGCAGCCUGAUCCCAGCAGCUAUGGUGUACCAUCACGUGCUGGGAACCGCAGGCUCUGCCAAUCGUACCCCUGCAUUAGAGAUACGGGAAAUGUGAAAGUCAGGUUUAGAAGGGCCAGGUCUGUGCUUGGCUCAGCAGCUGUCCCCCUGCUUGUACAGAAAAGAGCCAAUUCUGGGAAUCUGGGAGGAUUCUCCCUUGGCUCUAGCUCCGGCACAAAAACUGCAGCCUACAGAAUUCGAAGAAAAACUAUUUCAUGAAACUUAAAGUCAUUUGAUGGUGGCUGAGCCCAUUCCUGACUCACAGGAGAUACCUGCUUCAGUGUCUGGCUUCUGCCAAACCUCCUUACCUGCUGUGCUGUCAAACCAGUGACACCACAUGCCAGGGGCACACAAGCCUUUGAUGGCUGACAGAGACCCUGGCCUUAGCUGAGAUUCUCUGGCCCAGGGAACUCGAGUGAAAGCUUGCAUUUGUAAGUACUAUUUAAGACCAAAUAAACCAUGUGUGUAUAUGUAGGAGCAAGGAUGUGGCUUGCCCUCUGUUAGAGCUGGCUUCAAAUCAGAGGUGGGCUUAUUUAUUUUUAUCUGGUACCAUUUUCAUUGCUGAAUAUUUCUACUCGGCGACCCAUUAUGAAAAAUUCUGCCGUUAAAAACGGAGCGCGCCAGACGUUCUGCAGGUAUAAAUUAACAUCGUUCCAUUUAAGAUAGUCAAGCUACCUUCCUUUACGGCCACUCAAGAUCCCUGCUUUUUCCUAUAGAUGCUGUUUUGGACACAAACGGCAUGUUUCUCUUCUCUUUGGCACCAGUACCAAAAGCAUCAAUUCCACUGAUACCAGUGGCUUUGUACUGGUGUGAAUGGGAACAGAAUCUGAUCUUUUGUAUCAGCUGCCACUCUCCUUUGCUCUGGUGUAAAUCCAGAGUGAACUCAUUGACUACCAAAUGACACCAGCAAAACCAGGACCACAAUCUGGCCCAUAACCUUUCUGUGUAACUGAACUUCGUAAACGUAAUGGGUCUGUUAACAACUGAAGGAGGCCAAGGAACAAAGGAUCCUGAUCACCUUUUGAUCUGUGUUAGGAGUGUAUAGGGGCCUUAGAGCAGGAGUAAAUUCACUUAGACUUACUUUGAGACUUCUUUCCUCUCACGCUGCUGGGCACAAGAGCAUUAGUGCCCACUGGAGUCUAGGACAAAAGCUUUGCUGGCUGCACUGGCUCUGGAGCACACCUGUUCUCCAGGCCGCAGGACUCCUGAUGCAGGAAAGAUGCGUGUUAACACCUCAAAUGCAUUAGAAACACUGCCCUCUGAUGACA
Molecule: messenger RNA, 3082 nt
Organism: Alligator sinensis (Chinese alligator)
Lineage: Eukaryota; Metazoa; Chordata; Crocodylia; Alligatoridae
Gene: TMEM9
Product: transmembrane protein 9
Exons: 7
Coding region: 857-1435 (192 amino acids)
Cellular component (GO): lysosomal membrane
Source: RefSeq, a predicted model, not a curated record